AUGGCGGAAAGACCCUCCACGCCACCGCGGGCAACGCGCUCAGCGGGCCAACUACCACCGAAUCCUCUCACCCCAGAGCAGAUUAGAAGAAUGGAGGAAGCCCGAUUGAAAGCCAAAGCCGCCGCCCAACAAGCGCAAGCCUCCAAACCCGCCCCGCAGUCCGUCGCUGGCACCAAACGCGCCUACUCCUCCAUAAAUCCCGCGAACACGCCAUCGCAGUCCCGCAAUGCAAAUACGGCCUCUCCUCAAAAACGCGAUCAGAAUGGCUUCAUCCCGCCACCCGCCAACGACCUCAUCCAGCCGGCCAAGAACUUCGGGCGUUCCGAGUACAUCGAGUACGACUUUAGCAAGAUGACGGACACAAAGGGUGGGUUCUUAAGCACCAUAGACGAUCCGCAUAAUCGGGCCAUGUGGAAUGGGAGGAAAGAGGAAGAAAAGCCCGCUAAUAUGACGCUUGCGGAGUGGGAGCGGGAACGAGUCCGGAGGCAGUUGAGAGAGAACAGAUUAGGGCCGUAUGAACCGGGAAUCAGCAUAUUGAACCAGGUGGACGGGCGAGAUGAAGAAGAGGCUGCGCUUAUUGCAGCAGUGGAAGGACAGGAGGGAGAGGAAUACAAGGGCAAAUAUGGGGAUGGCAAACGGGACAUCAAGGGUAAAUGCCGCGAAUGCAGCUCCCUUGAGAUCGAUUGGAAGUGGCAGGACAUAUUCGGCAUCGGUGUUUGCAACGCCUGCAAAGAUAAAUACCCGGACAAAUACUCGCUUCUAACGAAGACCGAAGCACGAGAAGACUACCUCCUCACCGACCCUGAGCUCAAAGACGAAGACCUCCUCCCACAUCUCGAGCGCCCCAACCCGCACAAAACAAACUGGAACAAUAUGCAGCUUUUCCUGCGCCUGCAAGUCGAAGCGUACGCCUUCAGCGACAAGAAGUGGGGGUCCCCCGAGGCCCUCGACGUGGAAUACGAAAAGCGGCAGCAGAUAUCGAAGGCGCGCAAGGAGAAGAAGUUUAAGAAUAAACUGGACGAUUUGAAGAAGAGGACAAGGGUCGAGGCGUAUAAGAGGGCGAGGAUGAUGGGUGAUGCGGCGGGAGACGUGAGGUUUGGGGAUCGGAUAAAGGGGAUUGGGGAUAAGCAUGUGCAUGAGUGGGGGAGGAGUGUGUUGGAUCCUGAGACGGGGAUGACGAGGAAGAGGUGUGAGGAGUGUGGGAUGGAGGUUGAAGAGCUGGAGUUUUGA
Trematosphaeria pertusa is the source of this 1230-nucleotide messenger RNA. RefSeq names its product DNA repair protein. Gene Ontology annotation, molecular function: damaged DNA binding. Gene Ontology annotation, biological process: base-excision repair; nucleotide-excision repair, DNA damage recognition; nucleotide-excision repair involved in interstrand cross-link repair. Lineage: Eukaryota; Fungi; Ascomycota; Dothideomycetes; Pleosporales; Trematosphaeriaceae. The coding region runs from base 1 to 1230 and encodes 409 amino acids. The transcript has 2 exons. The record is from RefSeq and is a predicted model, not a curated record. Gene Ontology annotation, cellular component: nucleotide-excision repair factor 1 complex.